Messenger RNA from Amphimedon queenslandica, 1617 nucleotides. Its product is annotated as DNA-(apurinic or apyrimidinic site) lyase-like. Bases 118 to 1395 code for a protein of 425 amino acids. Gene Ontology annotation, cellular component: nucleus. Lineage: Eukaryota; Metazoa; Porifera; Demospongiae; Haplosclerida; Niphatidae. The record is from RefSeq and is a predicted model, not a curated record. Gene Ontology annotation, biological process: base-excision repair. Gene Ontology annotation, molecular function: DNA-(apurinic or apyrimidinic site) endonuclease activity; double-stranded DNA 3'-5' DNA exonuclease activity; endonuclease activity. The transcript has 12 exons.
GGGUGUGGUCAAACUACAAAAUCCCGCCAUAUUUGUUAUUACCUCGUGUGUGCUCGUAUAGAUCAGUAGAAGUUACUAAAGAAGGGACUGGCUCUGUAACUAAUUCUAAAGUAGAUCAUGCCGGCUAAGAAGAAAGCUAAGGUGGAGGAGGAGGAGGAACAGGAAGAGAUUGAAGAAGAAGAGGAGGAGAUUGACUCACCUCCUGAUGAUGAUGAUGAUGAUGAGUAUGAUCCAAACAAUGACGAGGAGCAAGAGCUGAUAAUGGCAGGAAAAGGGAGGAAGAGAAAGAGAGGGAGACAAUCUUCUAGUGAAGAAGAUGAUGAUGAUGAAUAUAAACCAUCAAGGAAACCAAAGGUCCAGGCCAGAAAACAAAGAAAAAGAAGUGGUGAUUAUGAUUCUCCAGUGAAGAAGAGAAAGCCUCCUCCUCCUCCGGCUAAGAAGACUCCAGGGAGAGGUAGGAAGCCAAAGAAGGUAUCACUGGAAGAAGAGACUGGGUCACCCCCUCCCUCUCCUCCUAAUGUGUCUCCGCCUACUGCCACGCCCAUUUUAUCGAAGAGCGUCACUGACUACAGUUCCAUUGAUCUUUCAUCAGAUGCUAAGAAUAAAGAUGGGAGCCCGUGGACUCAUAAGUUUUCUUCAUGGAAUGUUAAUGGUGUGAGGGCGUGGCUUAAAGCCAGUGGUAUUGAAUAUGUUAAUCAAGAGUGUCCUGAUGUGUUCUGUAUCCAGGAAACUAAAUGUUCGGAAAAAGACUUACCAAAAUCCGAGCUGGAAGUACCUGGUUACCAUAGUUACUGGAAUAGUGCAGAACAGAAAGGAUACAGCGGCACUGGUUUAUACAGCAAAGAGGAGCCAAUUAAUGUAACGUAUGGAAUAGGUAUUCCUAAGCAUGAUAAUGAGGGGCGUGUCAUCACUGCCGAAUUCGAAAAGUUUUAUUUUGUGACUGCGUACAUACCAAACGCUGGAGAUAAAUUGAAAAGACUAUCGUACAGAGUGGGUGAAUGGGACCCGGACUUUAAGAAAUACCUCAAGUCACUGGAUGAGAAUAAACCAGUUGUACUCUGUGGGGACCUCAACGUGGCACAUAAGGAAAUUGAUAUUGCUAAUCCUAAAACCAAUCAAAGGUCUGCUGGUUUCACUAAGGAGGAGAGAGAGAGUUUCAGCUCAUUACUAGAAGAUAACAAGUUGAUUGACUCAUUCAGAGAUCUUUAUCCGGAUAAGAAAGAAGCAUAUUCUUACUGGUCAUACAGGUCUAAUGCCAGGAAGAAUAAUAAAGGAUGGAGACUGGACUAUUUCCUGGUAUCUGAAAGACUCAAGGCAGCAGUCUGUGACAGUAUAAUAAGAUCUCAGGUCUAUGGCAGUGACCACUGCCCCAUUGUACUACUGGUAGCAUUAUAACUGAGGAAUAACCUCUCACUGUACAUGUACAUACACAGUUUGACUAGCAAAACUUAUUCUUUUAUGUGAAACCCAUUAUUAUUAUUAUUAUUAUUAUUAUUAUUAUUAUUAUUAUUAUUAUUUCCUAGUCCCUUUAUAUUAUUUCCUAUUAGCAAUCAUCCUCCUUAUACCUUUUAUUGUUUAUCAAUUCUUUUGAUACUUUACAACCCACUUUGAGCCAAA